AUAAAGAUUUUAUGUGACCAAAAAAAAAAAAAAAAAAGAAAAGCAGAAGAUUAUAUGUUCGGUAGGAAUCUGAACCGUACACGCCGACAAAUAGCCAUUACCCGAACAUAACUCACUUUAGACCUAACCCUUUACCCCUAAAUGAUCAAAGCCAGAUUCCAAUCUCCAACCUGAUGGCAGAAUAUCUAUCGUUAAUUUUCUAUAGGAUUUGUAAUCCCAAAAGCAGGUAUGAUUACGAAGAAAUGGCGGAAGCUCGAGCAGAGGCAGAACGCAGGGGGUUUGAGGCAGAGCUCAAGAGGUUGAGAACAAUCUCAGAAGCAGAGGAAUUGAGGUUGAAAACACAGUUAAAAAGAGUUGAGGCAGAGCGCAAGAGGUUUGGGGCAGAAGUGAAUAGGUUGAGAAGAAUCAUCUUAGAAAACAACAAUAGUGGAGGACCCCCCGAGUUUUGUCUUCCCUCGGAUCUUUUAGCUGUGAUACUGUCCCGUCUUGCUUUGAAAGACAACAUACGGUCUUCUGCCGUUUGCAAGACAUGGGGUGAAAUAGCUGCAUCUGUUCGGGUUAGAGAUCCGCCUUGCUGGCUUAUGUAUCUUGAUCCAUGUCGUAACUCGUAUGGGUUCUUCGACCCAAUAGAGAAGAAGAAGACAAAGGCAAUGAUGGUGGAUCUACCCGAGUCUUGCUAUAUUCUUUAUUCCAAUGAUGGGUGGUUACUCAUGGAAGACAGGGCUUCACAUGCCAGGCUUUUCUUCUUCAAUCCUUUCACCCGAGAGCGCGUAGACCUGCCGGUGUUUGAUACAGUUUUGUUGAUGCAAAUGCGUUUUGCUUUCUCCUGUGCUCCCACAAAGAAAGGCUGUGUGGUGUUUGGUAUUACUGGUGCUAGCGUCUCGGGUCGGGAAGUCGAAAUCAUCACUUGGCGUCCUGGUGGUGCCUCUUCUACUACAUGGGUAAAAGAGCACUUCCCAAACCCGUUUCCUUGUGACCUUGUGGAUACAAUAAACGUCUUAUACAACACAAGGGAUGGUCUCUUCUAUAUGUCAUUGGGGAUUGCGCUAGGGGUAUUCGAUCCGUCUGCACGUACUUGGAAUCUUGUCCCUGUGCUGCAACCGAUCCCAUGUUUCCAGAGGCACCCGAUGAGGUGGAUUACUGAAUAUAAAGGAGAGAUAUUUCUUGUAGAUGCAUCGUCUGUGAAGCCCGUGGUGUACAGGCUUAAUAACUCUUUCAAGAGGUCAGUUUGGGAGAAGAAAGAAACAUUGGAGGAUGGUUGCUCAAUUUUUGUGAGCGAUGGGUCAUGCGUGAUGACUUGUGGGUUAAUCAGUAACAUUUUGUAUUUCUGGAACAAUGAUAUCAACGACAGGCGUCCCAGUCCCACCAAGUACCAAGACUUUACUUUCAAAAAGAAUCGGCCUUACAAGUAUUCCUUAUACAGCAGCAGUUUAUGUGAUGACCCUGAAGGGUUUUACUUUGAAUAUCGCCCCACCAAUCGGAACAAUGGUGUCUGGAUUCAGCCGCCCCACAACAUCUCUAUCUUUGAUUUUCCCAUCCUCCCCGCAGAAGAUGCCAUAAAUACGCGUCUAUUUAUCUGAUUUUAUAUUUUGUAAUAGCAGAUACUCUUUUUCUUUAUAUUUUGCUUAAUGAGUAAUCCUUUUUGUUGUCA
This is a messenger RNA of Brassica napus (rape), 1651 nucleotides long. RefSeq names its product F-box protein At1g49360. The record is from RefSeq and is a predicted model, not a curated record. NCBI's taxonomy places the organism in Eukaryota, Viridiplantae, Streptophyta, Magnoliopsida, Brassicales, Brassicaceae. The coding region runs from base 174 to 1580 and encodes 468 amino acids. The transcript is spliced from 3 exons. Gene Ontology annotation, molecular function: protein binding.